Molecule: messenger RNA, 3988 nt
Organism: Porites evermanni
Lineage: Eukaryota; Metazoa; Cnidaria; Anthozoa; Scleractinia; Poritidae
Source: the annotation of a GenBank genome assembly
CUCACAGUUCCAGUUCCAGUAGUUACAGCGUCAAGCUCCUGUGCCAACCUGUUGGUUAGCGACACUUCUAACGUGAGUGGAAUAAUUCAGUCAAGUUUGACAUCGACAUACCCGAACAACAUCAACUGCCAAUGGCAUUUAUCAUCAAAUACAACACUGGAACUGGUCUUCUCCAUUUUCAAAACCAAAGCCUCUGAUUACCUUAGUGUGUACGAUGGCACGUCGGCCUCAUCGAAUCUCAUUGGCAGAUUCAGUGGAGAAAUUUUGCCUGGACCUUAUGCUCUCAGUACUACGAAUAAUCUUUAUUUGACGUUUUCAUCGAGUAGCGCAGGAUCAACGGAUUUUGGAUUCAGAGCUCGAUACCGAGGUGACUUACCAUAAAAUUAGUAUGUGUAAUCAAAUGGUGACGAGUGUAAUUAGGGAAUAAUUUCACGCGCGUUUUGUCCAAAUCGUAAUAAUUUCCCGAGCCUUUGUUUUAAAACUUCGUCGCCAUCUUGACACCGAGACGUACGGAAGGGUUGCCAUGGCAAUUUUGUAAUUUCACUUGUGAAAUUACAAAUUAACGCCGAAAUUUUGCGCCAAAAUUAAGGAGUAAUUCGUCACCUAUGAUAUUAGUAUAGGUAAUAGCACGAUUUGUAGUGAUAUUUGGCAUAAAUACCACGAGUGAUAUUUCGAAAUUGUUAUACGUAAUUUCACGAGCCGUUAGGCGAGUGAAAUUUGAGACAAUUUUUAUAUCACGUGCAAAUCAUGCUAUUAUUUGUUUAUACUACUACCCGCAAAAGGUUUGUAAUUUUCACAUGUAGGUAUUUCAAAUUAAGCUGAAAUACCACUGCUCUAAACCAAUCAAAUUGCAGAAAUUUCUAUGUAAAGUUCAAAUUCGAAUUAAUUUAUUUAAAUGCUCAUGGUUUUGCCUCUCUCCUCUGCAGAGGCCUCUUUGUGUCGAAGGGAGGCUGGGGAGAAGGAAAAGUGAAAGCGCGCGGGGUACUUGGGAUACCAGGCGGAAGGCUCAGUCUGUUAAGGAGACAGUGGGCGCUUUCCAAUCUAUACAACCAAAACUUUCGAAAAUUUGGAAACAGCGGCAAAUGUUACAGACAUUUUCCGGAAAAGUUUCCAGAGGUUCUGGAAACUGUUGAAUUUCCAAAAUGCGAACCAUUCAACCAAAAAUUCUAGAAAUUCAGGGAACAAAGUUGGAUUAGGAAGUACACCUCGAGAGGUUGUCCUCUUUUUUGGAAAUUUUGCAAAGUGCUGUUCUAUUCGCCACUGAAAGUUGUCGAAAAUUCAAACCGAACGUUUUGGUUGAAUGGAAAUUAAAGCGCCCAGUGGUGUUGCCACUUGGCUUGAUCAAAUGCGUUGUGAGAUUUGGAUGUGCUUUCACACGAUAACUUGUUUUGUUUAAUUUUUGUCAUUUGAUAUUCUUAGAGAUUUAACAAACAGUUAAAAGAUAGCAAAAAAUAAGGCCGUUUUUUUCCCGACGAUAUAUAAAGCGUGAUUUCCUUGAAACCUCUUUAACGUCUGGAUCGCUUGCUAAGCUUCCAUCGAGAUAUCGUGCUACAUGUGAAAGAAAUUUUUGAGGAGUAGCAUUUUUCAUAAGAAAACUUCCCGCAAGAUAAAGGUUGCUUGGUUUCUAGCCUGCAAGCAUGCUCUCUAUUAAAGAAGUCGCGUGAAGUCACGCGUGCAGUCAGCGAAAGGAGACGCUAGAGCGGGGAAAGCUCCUCGCGGUUUUGCCACUCGCCUGCGCGUUCUCGCUCGCGAGUCUUAAUGAAGAGCUUACUCGCAGGCCAUCCAGUUUCCUGUCAGAACGGCACUAAGAUCAAAUUAUAUAAUUAAUACAUCACAAAUAUGAUUUACAGGUAUAAACUUUAUCCGACCUGGAAAGCGUUAGUCUUCCUCGCAGCCGUUUUUUAGAUAAAAAACGGCUGCGAGGGAGACUAGUAAAGCGGAGCCCCUAGUAAAUCCUAACCCGUGAAACAAUUAACUUCGAAGUAACGCCUUCGACGAUAAAUAACUAAGAAUCUUAAGCAUGCGAACCAAUGUAUAAGUAUCAACUGAUCAUGUCUACUCAGCGGAUAACUAACCGAAGUCAAUGGAAAGUAUGAAGGUCUGUGGAUGCAGAUUCUGAACCAUUCUCGUCUCAGAGUUGCGACCUUUUUGGUCAAUGCCAGGACUGGGAUUGACCAAAAGGAUUGCAACUCUUAGAAAGAAAAAUUCUUCGGAAUCUGAGAGCUGUCAACUGACUUAGUUCUGGAUGGCGUUUAUAACUCUAUAAUAGAAUGACAGUAUCACAAUUUUCUCAUUUCAGUAUUGUCGCUUUAAUUGUGUGACUUUUCACAUUGAUUUAUAUGACCUGAUUAGCGGUCGGUCGUGCAGUCACCUGAAAAGCGACUUUGUUCGUAUCGGUAGGUUAUCAGAUUUUUAUCAUCAACAGGGCUGCGCACGCACAACGCUCCGCUUUGAUUUUUUACUCUUUGUAUCUUUCUCUGUUGCUAAUUUUUUUACCAAUCGUUUUAUCUCCUGUGCCGGAAAAUUCAGCUAUCACUACUGGUUCCCUUCGUAUAAACAGCAGCACACUAUCAACCGGCAGAGUAGAAGUCUUCUAUAACAACCAGUGGGGCACAAUUUGCGAUGAUAUUUGGGAUUUGAAUGACGCUAACGUGGUUUGCCGGCAGCUUGGUUUCCCAAAAGCGUCCCAAUUCUUUCAACGGGCCCAACAUGGGCAGGGUUCUGGACCGAUUUGGAUGGAUAAUUUGGCGUGCUUAGGAAAUGAAACGCAUAUCUACCAUUGCAGCCAUAAUGGAUGGGGAAAGGAGAAUUGUGGUCAUUCUGAAGACGCCAGUGUAGAGUGUUUCCCAAUCCGUCUUGCAGGGGGAGGACAAAAUUAUGGUCGCGUUGAGGUUUUUUAUAAAGGGAUCUGGGGUACAGUUUGUGAUGAUCUCUGGGAUCUCAAUGAUGCUGGAGUGGUUUGUCGCCAACUUGGUUUCCGCAACGCCUCCUCUGCGCCACACGGUGCANUUUAGUGAAAACAAUGGUUUGGUGAAAGAAUGAAACAAAGGUUUGGGUUGGUGCUCAGUCUCGUGGGCUCAUAAUACCUAGUCUCGGUCAUUCUUAUUUAAGGAUUUUUCUUUUGUUGUCUGGGUAAGUGUGACUUUUCACAUUGGCUUAUAUGACCCGAUCAGCGGCCGGUCAUGCAGUCACGUGAUAAAUUCAAACCGAUAAGUAUAGGUAAUCAGAUUUUUAUCAUCAACAGGGCUCUGCACGGACAACGCUCCACUUUGAUAUAUAUAUAUUUUUUUUCACUCUCUAUAUCUUUCUCUGUUUUUAAUUUUUGUUUAAAAUCAUUUUAUCUCCUGUACCGGAAAAAUAAGCUAUCACUACUGGUUCCCUUCGUAUAAAAAGCAGCACACUAUCAACCGGCAGAGUAGAAGUCUUCUAUAACAACGAGUGGGGCACUAUUUGCGAUGAUCUUUGGGAUCUGAAUGACGCUAACGUGGUUUGCAGGCAGCUUGGUUUCCCAAAAGCGUCUCAAUUCUUUGGAAAGGCCCUACAUGGGCAGGGUUCUGGACAGAUUUGGAUGGAUGAUUUGGCGUGCUUAGGAAAUGAAACGCAUAUCUACCAUUGCAGCCAUAAUGGAUGGGGAAAGGAGAAUUGUGGUCAUUCUGAAGACGCCAGUGUAGAGUGUUUCCCAAUCCGUCUUGCAGGGGGAGGACAAAAUUAUGGUCGCGUUGAGGUUUUUUAUAAAGGGAUCUGGGGUACAGUUUGUGAUGAUGCCUGGGAUCUCAAUGAUGCUCAAGUGGUUUGUCGCCAACUUGGUUUCCGCAACGCCUCCUCUGCGCCACACGGUGCAAAAUACGGUCACGGAUCUGAUCCUAUCUGGUUGGAUGAUGUCGGCUGCAAGGGAGAAGAGGCUUCGCUGUUUAACUGCUCACAUGCAGGAUGGGGUAUUGAGAACUGUAGUCAUGGCGAGGAUGCCAGUGUAGUUUGCACGAACUAA